This is a messenger RNA of Brachypodium distachyon (stiff brome), 2932 nucleotides long. Its product is annotated as probable protein S-acyltransferase 19. The record is from RefSeq and is a predicted model, not a curated record. Gene Ontology annotation, molecular function: protein-cysteine S-palmitoyltransferase activity. Bases 380 to 2437 code for a protein of 685 amino acids. NCBI's taxonomy places the organism in Eukaryota, Viridiplantae, Streptophyta, Magnoliopsida, Poales, Poaceae. Gene Ontology annotation, biological process: protein targeting to membrane; peptidyl-L-cysteine S-palmitoylation. Gene Ontology annotation, cellular component: endoplasmic reticulum; Golgi apparatus. The transcript has 9 exons.
UCUCCGCUGUACAGUGUCAGUUCUGAAACUGCCUCCGGCCUCCCUUGGCUUAUUCUUCUUUUCACUCUCUCUGUCUGCAAGAUUCCUCCUAAAUCUUCGACCGAUUCCCAGCUAACCAACGCCGAGAAAGAAACGGAAAUCAACAGAUAAUCGCCAGGAAACAAGGAGAAAGAGAGAGAAAGAGUGAGCUUCCUUCUUUUUCUUUCUUUCUUUCUUCUUAUAAAGAAAUCUGCAGCCUUGUUCUGUUCGUCUCUGGGUCUUGAACUGCCCUCUAGAAACCAGGGCAAAAGGCGGAGAGAGAGGAAAGAGAUCAGAAAGAGAUAGCGAUAGAGGAACAGGAGAGGGAAGAGAUCAGAUAGAGAUAGAGAUAGAGAGGGCCAUGGCGAGGAAGAAUGGAUGGCAACUCCCAGCACACACAUUCCAGAUCGUUGCAAUUACGGUGUUCUUCCUUUUGGUGAUUGCAUUUUAUGCCUUUUUUGCGCCGUUUCUGGGAAAGAAAAUCCUUGAGUAUCUUGCAGUUGGUAUCUAUACUCCUGUGGCAUUUGCUGUCUUCAUCCUUUAUAUUCGGUGCACUAGUAUAAACCCUGCUGAUCCUGGAAUCAUGUCGAAGUUUGAGGAAGGCUUCUGCAAUGCAACAGAAAAUAACACUGGCUUGCAGGGCAUGAAUUUGCGAACAAAAGCUGAUACUGCGACAAACUCCCCAGCAUCUAUUUGUAGGAGCUCUGUAGAUGGUCGUGGUUUAGCUGCUGGAGAUACAAAUCUAAAUUCAAGAGCACCACCGCCAGGAAGUUCAGGUUGCUGCUUUCUUAGAGGGCUUAUUUGUGCUUUGUUUGUCAAGGAGGAUUGUAGGAAGUUUGACGAUUCAGAUCAUGAAGUUGAUGUAGAAGAUGCAUUGUUUUGUACGUUAUGUAAUGCCGAGGUUCGUCACUUCAGUAAACACUGCAGAAGUUGUGACAAGUGUGUGGAUGGAUUUGAUCACCACUGUCGGUGGCUAAAUAACUGUGUCGGACACAAGAACUAUUUCACAUUUAUUGCCCUGAUGAUUACCAGCCUCCUCUGGCUUGCUAUUGAACUUGGAGUAGGCAUUGCUGUUCUUGUUUUAUGCUUCGUCAACAAGAAUGCAGAAAUAAUUAUUCAAGACAAGCUUGGCAACGGUUUAACUCGUCCCCCCUUUGUAACUAUUGUAGGCAUAUUUACUCUUCUUUCUCUAGUUGCUUGCGUACCUUUAGGAGAACUUUUCUUCUUCCACAUGCUAUUGAUCAGAAAGGGGAUCACGACUUAUGAAUAUGUUGUUGCGAUGAGAGCUAUGAGUGAAGCACCUCAAGAUGAUGAAGAAGAACAGGGUGUAAACAUUAUUAAUUCCCCAACGAAUUCAGCAACCACUGGAUUCAGCGCCGGAAGCUCACUUGGUCUUCACUACAAGGGUGCAUGGUGCACGCCUCCAAGGGUUUUCAUUGAUCAGGAUGAAGUUAUCCCACAUUUGGAGCGUGGCAAUAUACCAUCUACUGUCGACCCUGACGCUGGAGGACACACUGAAAGGGCAAGCAAAGCGAAGAAGCAAGUCAAAAUCAGUGCCUGGAAGCUUGCAAAGCUGGACGGCAACGAGGCGAUGAAAGCCGUGGCAAGAGCUCGGGCAUCCUCCUCGGUGCUCCGGCCCAUAGAUGCCCACGGCGGGGGCCAUGACGCUGACCGGAGCUCCAGUGGCAAUGUCAGUGUCAGGAGCAGCACGAGCAUCGAUUACAGUGCGUCGAGGGAACAGAAGGGCAGUCCGAAACCGCCUUCUCCUCGGUGCCUUGCGAGCCAGGAGGACGACUGCGAGACGGGAACGCAGGACGCUAGCAGUAUGAGCAGCCCAGUGCACCUCCACAAGCUUGCACCUCAUGCACAGGCUAAUGCGCCACCCCAUAUGCCACCGCCACCGGAAAGGCCUGCGCCAGCGAUACCAAGGCCGCCUGUUCUUCCAACUAUGCAGGCAACCAAUCUGAUGUUCCGGUCUGCAGCGACACCCCAUGUCCGGGAGAACCGAAGAGCAUCUGUAGUUUGGGAUCAAGACGCUGGUCGGUAUGUUUCAGUGGCACCGGCACCUUCGAGACCUGGGGGAGCUGCUGCUGAUCAACAGGUGAGAACGACACGCUUCUUGGCGAACACAGGUGGCGAGGCAGGCAGAACCCUGGCACCCAUGAACGCCUCUUCGUCGGCAAUGCCGUCCGGACAGCCUUCCGAGAGGCUCACAUACUCCGGACAGUCGAUAUUCUUUGGCGGCCCUGUUCUCGGUGCUGCUGCUGAAUCUCGAACGAGUGAAGCGAAUGCGAGAGCGCGGCCGGAUGACAUGAGGGAGCUCAAUGCCGACCAGGGGGAGAUCAGGGGGCGAGCAGCCGAGUCGCUUCCGGUGUUCGCUCCAGGGACGUCUCAUAAGAACCCGCCGUCCAACAGGUGAAGUCUCGGCACACCAUUUGCCGCUGCCGCCGUGUUGCUGGAUCACAGCUACCAUGCCACAUGGCACCCACCAUGGCAUCUGAACAAUCAGGGGGCCAAAGACUCUGCAGCUGACCUGCAAGCAGAAGGAUCUGUAGGGACAUUUGCUUUGGCAUCUGAACUGAAACAUUUUUUUUCCAAAAAGGAGGGUAUACCUUCGUCUUCUGCAUCAAUCGAUGCACACAGCCAUGUCUGAACUGAAACAUAAACAUUCUCUUUCUUGGGAGGAUAAAGAAAUCUGGAAGCACAAGCAGAAGAGCCAAACUGGCUUUGAUGUAAAAAUUGUUUUUCCCUUCAGUAUUAGCAGCCAAUAGCUUCGUUUAACUGGAAAUUUAAAUUUGAGAUGAGAUUUAAGUUACCAGUGUGUCAAACUUUGUUCAACAAAUGUAUCUGAAGAAUGCGAUUGUAGCUUUGCUGUUGUUAAAUCAGCUUGUAAUUGGGAGGGCUUCUUGAUUCA